Molecule: messenger RNA, 264 nt
Organism: Ambispora gerdemannii
Lineage: Eukaryota; Fungi; Glomeromycota; Glomeromycetes; Archaeosporales; Ambisporaceae
Source: the annotation of a GenBank genome assembly
GAAUUUUUGCAUCCUCUUUAUAUUUUGGCAUAUUAUAUUCAUCUGCAGUAUAGAGGAAAGAGCUUAAAAGAUAAUGGAUUUUACAAAGCAGCUCUUACUUCUCUUGAGCUUUGGCAAAAUCUUGGACAUACUCGAUCAGAAGGUGAAGAGUUAAUUGCACAAUUACGACAUUUUGAAGCACGAUUGCCACCAUUUGAUCUUCCUUAUGUUUCCAGUAUGGAUACUCCAAAAAUUUGGUGGAGUUUCUUUAAGAAUCAACCCUGA